AUCAGCUGGGGUACGCACAUGUUCCAUGGAGGGAGAAGACAUUUCAUGCUCUGCACUCUCAUUGGUGCUGUUGUCUGGUCUGAUCUGACAUUUGUGCCUCAUCUAUGAGCGCUCAGCAUGCAGCCACCAUCUGUAGCAUGGACGGAAGGUGCGGGGGGAAGACUUUGGACAAGAGCCACCAUUUUCCCUUGCCGUCAUGGCCUCACUGCUAUUGUCUGAGAUACCCUUGCUGUCAGGAACAACGGCUGAGCCUGCAUUUCACUGUUGCUCUGGGAUGUGAUAGCUGGUAUGGUGCCUGCCUGGACCCAAGGAAAGGUGUCCCAUAUCCCAAGCAAGCUUUAGGAGCUGAUCACUCUUACCUACAAUACCUUGCUUUUGUGGUGCUUCUCUUCCUCCCUGAUCAGCCAGCUCUCGAUAUACUCAAAAUGUUGCUAGGCAAAUGUUCGGCCUCAGCUGCUGCUCUGACUGUGUAUAUGUGCUUCAAGUCUGCUCCUCAGUACCCUGUGGUCUAGGGAGGACUCUCCGCUCUCCUCUCCAGCACCCUGACAGUACCGCGCUGCCUGCCUGUUCUGCUCCCAGUUUUUGUUAGCAGGGUCAGGCUGAACUGUCCAGCUGGGCUCCGCUGAAGCUCCAUGUCUGCGUGGUUGUGACAACAGGCUGAAAUGUCAGAGUAGCUUGUGCAGAUGCAUAUGGGAUGACACUUCAUGCUCUUUAUUGGUGCACUUGAUCAGCUGCAAGAUAGCUAAAGGUUAAUGUUUGCAUUGGCACUGCCGGGCUUGUGUUUGCCGCCCCGCUCAGAUUAACUCGGUGUUUCCCGCUGCUCUGCUAGCUGCUCUUCCAGAUUCCUUGCAGCUUCAGCAGUUAUCAUCACACUGAUUUAUCAUCGGUCCCCAGUGUGAAUGUUUCCUUUGCAACCCUACAGCUAAGGCGCUGUUUUUAAUGGGAGCUUGCUGUGGACCAGAAGAUGGUGGCCAACAGCAGGAAGCACUGUGGGCUGGCAGGUUGCAUGUUCCAACCCCCCCAGCCAUGAAAUGGCCCUGCAGCUUGUGACUUUUCUUUAUUAUUGAAUGCUUUCUAUUCAUCCCCUGUUCUCUAAGAAUGUGGAUGUAUAGAGAUCACGUGCUCUUCAGGCUUUACUUAGUUAUCAUGAAAGCUAAAAUGCUGUAUUUUUAACAGAAACCAUAAUUUAACAGAAACCAUUUGCAUCUUUCCAGGUCCUGGGACCUUUGAUGUUAAUUAAGUCUUUUCUAGCAAUGGCAUUCAAAACACAUCGAACCUGGAACAUAAUUUGUUUUCUGGCUCAGUAGCCAGAGAUCUCAAGCAUUUGUGAGACUCCCUAGUCCCUUCUGGCAGCUCAAUUCCUCUGAGUUUGUUGGACUCUUCAAGAGGACGAGGUUCUCCCAGUUUCCUCUAAUGUAUACGGAGCUUUUCCUAUACAGCAUCUUGUCUGGUCCGUGCUGAGAACACGGGGUCUCAGAAGCCUGAGAAAACAGGCGAUUUAUUCUGGCACUUGCAGAGACGUCUUGUGCGGCUUCCAGCUGUCACUGCAGUCAGCGCUGUCACUUCGGCUUUUUUAGGAGAAAGGCCCCUGGGAGACAAGCUGGGGCUGGGGCUGGGGAUGUAGCAUUGUGCCUUUGAACUUGUCUCCUUCCAGGGAUCAUUUUCAGCGCUCCAACGAGAAGAGCCGCCUUUCUGCCUACACUGAGUCCAUGUGCUCCUGGCUUGAGUCAGAGGCUGCUGUCUUCUCUCCUGAUUACAAGAAGUUGUUUGACUUGGACCCUGACCUGUUGCCCCUCUUCCAGUACAACUGCAAGCAGUUUGCCAGCCCUCAGGAGUGCCUCUCUGCCCCCGAGUUCCUGGAUCACAUCAGGAAGGUGAUGCUGGUGAUUGAUGCCGCUGUGAACCACCUGGAGAACUUGUCCUGCCUGGAAGAGUAUCUCUGCAACCUUGGCAAGAAGCACCAGGCAGUCGGUGUGAAGGCCGAGUCUUUUUCGACUGUCGGCGAGUCCUUGCUGUACAUGCUGGAGAAAUGCCUUGGCGCUGCCUUCAGCCCAGACGUGCAGGAGGCUUGGAGUAAACUCUACGGUGCUGUGGUGAAAGCCAUGCGACGUGGCUGGGAGACCCUCCCAGAAGGGGACUAGAUCUUGCCAGCCAUCCCCAUCCCUGACCACGCAGUGGUCCUGGGCAGGGGGAGUGCUCAUGAUGCACUCUCUGCCUCCCUCCACCUCUGUCUUUCUCUGUGCACCAGCCCAUCGCCGUCUCCUCCAGUUUCGUGUGGUUUGGGGCUCUUCCAGUGAUUCUGCCUUGCUUCAACAUGACCACAUCUCUGCCUUUGCUGAGGGCUGGCAGGGUACGUCUCUGCAGCGGAGCCUAGGAGUGCCGCAGCACAGGUACGCCGCCCUGCCCCAAGCUCCUUUGGGCUAGCUGGAGCACCAACACCCAUGUACCUACUCUGGCUUUUAGCUGGCUUGUCUUCCUUCCUCCUGCUACCCACCCUAGUUAGAUGACAGCUGGCAUAGGCCUCUUGGGCUUGUUUGCCUGAGAUCCUACUUGCCGUGCCUAAGACCUGCCAGGUCUGGUACUACUCGCUCGUCCUGCCCUGCUGUGCCGGUUUCAACUGUGGCAAUGGAGGAUUUGGCUCCCUCCAGCAGCAGGGGCAGCAGAGGUGGGAGCUGGCUGUGCUAUGCCAUCUGGCCAUUCUCCCCAAACCUUGCUGGGAGCUUUUGCCCCUUUUCCUUCACUGACAUGUCACUAUCACAUGGUUAAUCCUGGUGCUCUCUUCUGCCUUGUCUCUCCCCUGGAUGGGAUCCAUGGCUUUUCCUUGUGUCAGGUUGGCCACAACUCAGUGUGUUUCCUAGGGAUGCUUCAAGCAGUGGGGUCACGUUAAUCCUGAGGUGAGGCUGUUUUUAGCAGGUCUGGGCUGCCAGCUGAAAGGCUUUGUGUUGGUUUGGCAGGUUGGUUUAACCUGAGAACCAGCUGAAAUGCAGCAGCAGUGGUGGGUCUUUACUGCUUUGUGUUAAGGAGAAUGAAGUAAAUACAAGGAAAAGAUGUCUUAAAAUAAAAAUGAGGGUUGCAAUCAUGUCAUGGCAACAGCUUCCAGAAAUCAUUCUGGCUCUUGGCCAGAGGGAGCAUAGCUGGAAUUUCUCUGUUGUUGCUGUCAGGACCUGGAGCGCAUCCCAGCUGCAUGCAGUGCCCAUCUGCAGAGCUCCUCACCCUUCAGUAAUCCCUCCCAGCCAUACUUGAGACACAGCCGCUUCAGAGCAGAGCGGGCACCCAUUUAGGUGUGUGCAGCAGUGCUGUCAGGACAGGGGUGAGAAGAGAGCAUCUGCUGGAAGAAAUCCCAGGAAAUGGCUGAGAGGCAGCUCCUGAGCUCUCAGGGCAGGGGGGAGCUGAACUUGAGCACUUUGAAGAAGAGGUCAUCUUUAUGGGGAAGUCGCUAUGGGACAGGCAGAAUGAUGUUUCCAGCCAUCACUAGCCCCAGGGCAAGGACAUGGAGCAAGUUUUCAGUUACAGCAGCGCCCUUUUUGCUGCUCUUUCAGGGCAGGAAAUGCCCGACGCUGAGGGCUGAGACCGUCCUGUUCUAGAGACGUAUUCCUCCUAUGCUUGGAUGUCCUGCACUCCGGUGGAGGGGCUGAUGAGCUGCCCUGUGAGAUGGGGCUUUGCUUCCCUGCCACCAGGCCUGGUGGUGGCCGUGGGCUUCCAGCAAGCAAGGAGCCCUCCACCUGUGUUUGGGAGGGGAGCUGAGAUGAUGUGGAACAGGCAGUGAACAUCCCCAUGUAGGAUGCUCGCUGUCCUCCCCACGGUACCAGGCUCUGCUCCUGCAGUCCUAGAGCAUGGUGGUGUGCAUCCUGGCCUGUGGCUCUCCAUCAACUGGGUCAGGUGAGGUCUUCCCCAUUCUUGUGCCAGGCAGUGAGGGAUGGAGGAGCUGGGGCUGGGGGGGAGGCACUAGCUGUGACUGCAUGGUAUGGGGCAGGAGGGUUUGGGAAUGGGGACAUCCUCUUUGCAGCCCUGCUCUGGGGCAUUGGCCUUCAGCAUCAUGGGGGAGGGGACCUUCUGGUUCUGUGUGACAAGUAGGCAGCUGUGCGAUGGGGUGUGGGUGUUACUGCCCCAAACUAUCCCCGCUCCCUCUAGCUUUCCCAGCUCCUUGACUUCUCCUUUUCUGUACCACGUUCUGUGUAACUCCCAAGAGACCUGAGCUAGUCUGUGUGCCUCUUAUACCCAGCUGUAUGGUUUAA
Egretta garzetta (little egret) is the source of this 4235-nucleotide messenger RNA. RefSeq names its product neuroglobin (gene NGB). The record is from RefSeq and is a predicted model, not a curated record. The transcript is spliced from 4 exons. Lineage: Eukaryota; Metazoa; Chordata; Aves; Pelecaniformes; Ardeidae. Bases 1710 to 2141 code for a protein of 143 amino acids. Gene Ontology annotation, molecular function: oxygen binding; heme binding.